GUUGUUGUUGUUGUCGUCAUCCAGUGAUGCUGCGUAUGGACACAGGGCAGUAGUCGAGAAAACUUCUUUUCGUUCUAUAUAUUAUUACGACGGGCCAUCGACAGAUGCUCCAGACAAGAUGCUCUGCCGUCGCCGUUAAGUGGCACAAGAAAGGAUACAAGAGUGCGAAGUUAGGCUAGUUCGUUGAGCAACAUUCUGAGAAAAACAGUGUAGCAAUAGGACCAACGAAAGACUAAACCAACACAAGCUCAUGGUGUUUUGUAUUUCACUGGUACUGUAGCUGGGUUAUUUUUCUCGCAAGAUAAUGACAAUAGUUCCCGGGCACAUCAUGCUCCAAGUUAUAUGGCUUGGGGUGGAUGAGCAAAAAAGACUGGCAGAAGAAGCGGUGAGAAGGCUCAACACACAGAAGAUGUCUUCCUCAAACCCUCAUUUAAGUGCCGUUGUUUGCCACCGGCUACACACAAAAAACACCAUGUUCUGUGUGUGAAUUUUUCAGUAAGUAAUCUUCAAAUGAUCUAUUGGAUGAAAAAAAAUAAUUUAGGGCUAUAUUUACUUCACUAAAAUUUCACUCUAAGCAAUAGUAGAGCGUCCUUUUCAGUGCAAACUUGACACACAACUCAACAAGGUGGCAGUUUUCGAGACGAGUCGGUGCUCCGCUCGAGACGCUAUGCCAGUGCUUAUCUUUCUCCAACGCUGCGCUGGUGCAUUGUCAAAACAAAACAUAGUAAGCUUCGCUCUACGAAGACGUUUUGCGGUAAGCGCGAAGUACGGAAUCGCCUUCAGUGUAGGCUCGAAAUACAUAAGGAAAUCGAUGGAUCACUGACACCAUCGCACAGUACUUGAUGCAACUCGAGAUUCAAGAAUUCCACUUUGAAUGAAUGAGGGCCGAUAAUGUUUUGUUCUGCUCGACCACACAUCCCUUGUCAGCGGUCGUAUCUUCCCCGACGUUCUUCGCAGGUGAGCUGUGGGGAGUGAUGAGAACUGCUUACAAUGCUGUGCUUCUGUCCCUGAUUGUGGGAGUCAUGGCACGAGAGCAGUUCCCGCUACUGCGACACAGAAGAGACACUACGGCGACGACGCCCACGCAACUGGAAAGCACCGAGCCCCAGGACGUGAGGCACGUCAAGGAAGGCGACGUCGCCUCGUUCACCUGCGCCGCAGCCAGCCACGAGCCGAUGCGCGUCGAGUGGCGACACAACGGCAGCCUCGUCCGGCACCAGCCUGCCGCGGUCGACGAGGCAAACUCUUCGCGCACCAAGACCUCCCUGCGCGUGUGGCACGCGCCCCUCAGUCCCGAGUCCGGGGCGACGCUGACCCGCAGCCGGCUUCGGCUGACCAACGUGUCGGCCAACCAUUCGGGCGUGUACGCCUGUCACUUCAGCGACGGCCUGGGCACACUGGCACGCAGCAGCCGUCUCGUCGUCCAGCCCAAGGCAUCUAACGGGACCGGGCCUAAAGACAGUCAGUGUGGCUCCGAGGCGCAAUGCUCGAACAAGGGCGAAGUGUGCGACGGCAAAGAUUCCUGCCGCUGUCCCGAUGGUUCAAUCUCGAAAGAAGGGUCGUGCCCAGAACUUUACAGCGGUCCCCACUUGGCGAGCAUUUUGGCCUGGGUCUCGAGUGCUGCUGCAGCAGCCGUCCUGCUAGCGGCGCUUGCUGUGCUGGCGACGCGCAGGAUACGCAGAACGGCUGGAUCCACUCUUCUCGCGAAUGUCCCGGACGAUGACGGCUUGGAGCAGAAUGCGUCAAGGAGGAGCUCCUUUAUCACCAUGACGUUACCAGCACCCUCUGAACUAGCAUAAUUAAAUAUUUCACCCCUUG
Messenger RNA from Dermacentor andersoni, 1818 nucleotides. RefSeq lists its product as uncharacterized. The record is from RefSeq and is a predicted model, not a curated record. NCBI's taxonomy places the organism in Eukaryota, Metazoa, Arthropoda, Arachnida, Ixodida, Ixodidae.